CUCUCUCACACACACACACAAACUCUCACGCACACAUUCUCACACGUGCACACACUUUCGCUCGCACACACACACACACACACACAGACAGAUACAGACACACAGACAGAGAUACAUACAUAGACGCACAUACUCACACACACGCAGACAGACAGACAUACAAAGACACACACAGACACACACACAGACAGAUACAGACACACCGACUGACAGACAUACACCGACAGAUACAGACACACACACAUACGCACGCACGCAGACACACACAGACAGACAGACAUACACCGACAGAUACAGACACACACACACAGACAGAUACACAUAGACAGACGUACGCACACAGACACACAGGGACACGUUCCUUCGGCAAUACAUGAACUCCGUAAAACCCGGGACAUCACCAGGCUUCAUCUGCUCCCCUCUCUUCGUAUCAUUCUCAUGUGGUUUGGCUUUUUACCGGCUGCGCCAGACAAAUUCAUGUCAGUGCUAUUGCACGCAGGUAUAUUUAGCGUAACUGAAAGUAAUGCCUCAUUGCACUGUCGACUGGGACGAACACAGACUGAAGGCGUUCGGAGGUUGUUGUGUGAUUGUUUGACUCGGUUACAGAAGUAACUCCAAGAACCAGAGGGGGAAAUAUAUUCAGUUGAUGUGAUUGUGCCUGGGACGCUCUGAAAUGUUCUUCGCGCUCUCUUUCCUCCUCUUAACUGAAGCUGCGGUCGUAAUAGGUGGCGUUAAGCAUGAGCAGCAUAAAUGCCCACAGGUGUACUUUGAUGGUCUGCAUCGGGUCAUGCUAAACUGUUCCAACCCAGCCUACGUGCGGGCAGCGUUGGUCCAAUGGCGUUGGACGGAUUUUUCAGGAAAGCAGAAGGAACAACUUCUGCUGCAAGUCCUGAAUGGGAAUUUGAUGAGACACACAGACUGGGCUGACAUGGGAAUAUCCAUCGAGGCCUGCGUGGAAAAUGGAAACUGCUCACUUUGCAUGGCCCCUGCACAAUAUUCCGCUGGGCUCUACCAUUGCAUUGUAUGGACCUCGAAAAGCAUCACUGAAGAAAAGACCUGGCUCAUAUACAAAGUGGACUCCAGAGAUCUAGGACCUAUCUACAUCGCAGUUGGAGCUGGUGUGGGCCUCCUACUGCUGGCCAUCAUUGGGGUAAUUUGUUUUUGCAAGAGAAAAGCGAGAGAUCAGGGGGAUCGGAAUGCUGAAUCCCAGAAUCAUCAAGGAAGCAGGCAAAAUGUAAAUUCAACGUAUAUGGAUCUUAACUUAAACCACCAGGAAAUUUACAGCAAUCUGAUAUGAUGGCACGUGCUUGGUGGAACCUUCUGGUACCUUACCUUUAAGAGAGCUCACCUUUAAUGUCACCACUUACUGUGUGUAUACAACAUUGCGACCCUGUAUCGCUGCUGUUCUUUUGUGGUUUCGUACCUUGCACGCACAGAAAUGAGAUAGUUUUAUUUUCUAUAAUGACUAUUUCAUAACUUAUAAGUUCAUAAAGUUUAUCAAUUCCUGAUCAGACUGUAUGCUUUUAUACUUCUGCAUUUUUUAUCGCAAACUAAAAAGAGAAAACACCACUUUUAAAACCAAAGAUUGUUGGAGAAUUGCUGUACAUUUCGAAAGGCAUGAAGCCUGACACCCAUUGUAAGCACGGUUUGUGUUGCUGCUGGUUCUGAUGGUAGUUGAGGUGCAGUGUGCAGAUAAACCGGAGUCAAACAGCAACGUUAAUACUGAUAUUCAGCUAGCAGUAAGUAGCUGAUUGACUUGGGAACAUGUGACCAGUUAUCAAUGAUAAAGGCCUUCUGCCUAUUAAUAACUACAUAAUGGGUUCUCAGGAACAGACUGGGGCAUUGAGCAAGACACAGAGAAACCCUUACACCCCCACCAGCUCAGCAGCUCUCUCUUCUCCGCAGUAAAAACUCCUUCAGCCUGAAGAAAAAAACAGCCUAUCAUUUCCCUAUCAGUUGUUGUAAGUUAUACUUAGUCAGGCACCUUUUGUAAGUGUGAACCAGCCACCCUGUGCCUGCCUCAAAUGGAUGAAAGCAUCCAGAGAAGGAAGACUGAGAAGCCACAUUCUGAUCAUCAAAUGGAUUUUCUCAGCAGGUUCCAUGAACAUGAGAUGCUGAGCUGCUUUCCCAAUGUACGCUCUAUCCAAACCACCCAUUUUUAAAAAAUCCUGCUGAUGUGUGUGCGUGUUCCUGUGUGUAAUGUGAGUGUGUGUGUGCGUGCGUGUGUGUUUGUGUGCACGUGUGUGUGUGUGUGUGUGUGCACGCACGUGUGUGUAUGUGUACGUGUGCGUGCAUGUGUGUGUUUGUGUGCGUGUGUGUAUAUGUGUGCGUGCAUGUGUGUCUGUGUGUGCGUGCGUGUGUGUGUGUGUGUGCGUGAGUGUGUGAAUGUAUGUGUGUGCACGUGUGUGCGAAUGUGUGUGCGUGUGUGUAUGCGUGUGUAUCUGUGAAUGUGUGUGUGUGUGUGUGCGCGUGCGUGUGAAUGUGUGUGCGAAUGUGUGUGCAUGUGUGUGCAUGCGUGUGUAUCUGUGAAUGUGUGUGUGUGUGUGUGUGUGU
Messenger RNA from Stegostoma tigrinum, 2553 nucleotides. RefSeq lists its product as uncharacterized. NCBI's taxonomy places the organism in Eukaryota, Metazoa, Chordata, Chondrichthyes, Orectolobiformes, Stegostomatidae. The record is from RefSeq and is a predicted model, not a curated record. The transcript is spliced from 8 exons. The coding region runs from base 674 to 1297 and encodes 207 amino acids.